UGGACCGACUGACUGUACAUUCCUCAUAUUCCUGGGGCUCGAUAGCGAAGGAACGCGGCGACGGAACGACCAGGGCCGAAAACACGACGGAUUUCCACACCUCAUGACACUUUCCAAGGGCACGUAAGGUCCAUGUUGGGUCGCGGCGUGAAGCGAAAGCGGAGCUGCUUGGAGGAGCUGGAGGCUGAGGUGGUCCCCGGUGCAGUGACGGAGGAAAGGGAGCAGAAUGGGGAGGAGGACAGGGAGGAGGAGGGCGAGCUCCUUGCGGGUCCGUCCAGGUCCGAAAUGAACUACCUGCAGCAGCGUCAGGUGGUGCUCGGCCUCUGCCUGGAGAAGCUCCAGCGCUACCAGGCCGGGAUGGAGCUCAGCCUCCGUCGCUCCGUGCUUCUCAUCAACACGCUCAGGCAGAUCCAGGAGGACAUGCGGAGCGACGGGGCUGGAGCCUGCAGCCCGGACGUGCUCCUCAAUGGCGUCCACCCUGACUCCUGUCUUCUCAGGGAUGACUUCAGGGAGGACAUGCCGGUUACAUGCCCCGGGUGUGCAGAGGGCGACGGGGACAGCCUGUCUCUGUCUCCGCCGCCGUCCCCUGAAUUCCCCUCUCAGGAGGCCAACAGCUCGCCUGACCAGCAGAAAUCGCCGCCCGCGAUCAACGCUUUCAGUGAUGCAGUAAAUGCCAUGGGCUACCUCAGCGACCUCGCCCUGGACGACAUCUUUGAGGACAUUGACACAUCGAUGUACGAGACUUCGGAUCUGCCUUCCGCCUGGGGGUCGGGCCCUUUGUGGCCCGUCAGCGUGUCGCUCUGGGCGGAUGAGGAUGUGAAAAUGCGCCCUCCCGGCCACGGCUCACCUGGGAGCCUUCAGUCGUGUCUAAUGGACCUCAACGAGCUGGACCACAUCAUGGAGAUUCUGGUGAAGUCCUGAUCACCAAGACAAACCCGCGAACAUCUACUACACUUGGUUAAUCGAGGAUUUGGAAUCUGAAAGCAGCUACUUUGACUGAGGGCGUUGGCAGCAGAGACGGGGGACACAGACUGAUUAGAGGGUCGAUGAACUUUACCGUGACCUUGGAUAUUUUAAGGCUCCAUCUGACAUUUUGGUUGAAAAUCGGUUUUAAACUUCGGCCAGUUUGAGGAUAAAACAGGAAUUCUUAUGCACGUACAGUACCUGAUUCAUGAGGAACCAUCCAGCGCCUCGAGUUAUGUACCUGAGCUGGUGCCUCGAAUUAGACAUGAAAUAUUUAUUUGUGUUAUAUGAAGAAUCCAGUUUGAAAUGUCUCAUGAUAUUAGGAAAACCUCCACUUUAAAACGCCGCCGCACUGUUUUUCACUCCAGGGUUUAACUGACCACACAUACUGUAGGUGAUGUAAAAGCACAACGAGAUACUUCCAACAAACUACUUUCUGACAUUUUAUAGACCGACCGAUGAAUCAGUUAUUCAAGAAAUUAACUGGCAGAUUUUUUGGUUGCGGCUUCACGGCGAUCAGAUGUACAACAGGCAGCGAGGCAGAUUGUGGAAGCAGAUCGGGGAAAACCAGCGGAAAACCAGGUUGUCUCUUGAGUUAUCGGUUAAUACUCGGCAGUGACAGUGGAUAGGCCAUGUCUAUACAAAAUCGGUACACCAGAAGAUUAUUGCAACACCUGUGAGCCAAGUGUUGUAAUGGGGACGGGACUGGACAUCACAACCUGAUGUCAUGUAACAGUGUAAAGAGUGUCAAAGGUGGAUUUUCCUGAAUUCAGUAAAACUGGUAAUGCAGCUGGAACCUUAAAUUUUCUCAAGUGUUUAAGCCACUCUCCGCUCUCGUUCUUAUCAAGCGGCAGCGACGGCAGCUCUCUGACUGAAUCCACUGCUCGGGAACAAGGAACCUGAGCUGCGUCACUCAGCCUGUUCAAUCAGACCUGGGUUGAUUAUUUAUUAAUUGAAAUCCCUUCAAUUACUCGAGAAGGGGUGCCUCAGCCAGUCCGGGGGGGGGGCAAAGGCCUGGGUUUCCGCUCAGCGUUGUGGCUGAAUGGCUUUUAUCGCACCACAUACGGAUCU
Xiphias gladius (swordfish) is the source of this 2034-nucleotide messenger RNA. RefSeq lists its product as uncharacterized. Gene Ontology annotation, molecular function: transcription regulator activity. The transcript has 2 exons. Bases 133 to 921 code for a protein of 262 amino acids. Gene Ontology annotation, cellular component: nucleus. The record is from RefSeq and is a predicted model, not a curated record. NCBI's taxonomy places the organism in Eukaryota, Metazoa, Chordata, Actinopteri, Istiophoriformes, Xiphiidae.